Molecule: messenger RNA, 1647 nt
Organism: Ambispora leptoticha
Lineage: Eukaryota; Fungi; Glomeromycota; Glomeromycetes; Archaeosporales; Ambisporaceae
Source: the annotation of a GenBank genome assembly
AUGGAUGACGAGUUCAACAUGAGAACAAUAAAAAUCGGUAAUGACGAUCCAAAUGAGCAAUCAAAAACAAUAGGCAUGUCAGCUCAAGGAUGCAAAAGCUAUGUGUUCCAUGCAGACGAAAACACAUCUAUAAGAUUGAUCGAUACUCCUGGAACCGGUGACACUAGAGAAAUCGUCCAAGACAAGAAAAAUUUUGAAAGCAUUCUAAAAUAUAUUGGCCAACACAAGCACCUGAAUGGAAUCUAUUUCCUUCUCAAACCUAAUAACGCACGAUUGAAUGUAGUGUUUAGGUUUUGCAUACAAGAAUUAUUGUCACAUCUUCACAGGAAUGCCAAGGAUAAUGUUUCCUUCUGCUUUACCAAUACUAGAUCAACAUUUUAUCAUCCAGGAAAUACAAUAAACCCACUUAAAAAACAAUUCUCCGAUCUCAAGGAAAGAUCUAAGGUUGAAAUAAAAAUCAACAAAGAUACAUCAUACUGUUUUGAUAACAAGUCAGUUCGAUUUCUAACAGCAAUCAAAAACGGAAUAACCUUUACAGAAGAAAACCAAAUAAGUUUCGCAAAGAGCUGGGAAAGAUCGGUGGGAGAAUCAUUAAGACUCCUCAAGCAUCUUGUGACGCGUACACCUUACAAAGUAAAAGAUACUUUAUCGCUUAACGACGCGAGAAAUAUCGUGAUACUUCUUUCUAAACCUCUUGCAGAGAUGGGACAACUCAUCCAGAUGAACAUUAGUAAGAUCCAAGACCAACAAAAGGAGAUCGCAAACUCUACUCAAACCAUAGGGCAGCUUGAAGAUAGGCUAUAUAUUGAACAGAUUGAUCUUGAACCAAUGCAGCUAGGAUAUCCUCGAACCGUAUGUACCAGCCAUAAUUGUGUCAAAGUCCUAUCCAUUGGAUCGAGAAAAAAGAUAAACUAUAAAACGAAUUGUCAUGAAAGGUGUUACUUAUCAGGUGUUGCAUGUGACAUGGUUAACAAUGCAGCCUUGCAGACUUGCUCUGCCAUAACGAAUGGAAUUUGUCAAAAGUGCCUCUGUAAUUGGACCAAGCAUAUACACAUUACCUAUGAAAACAAACACGUAACUGUAAGAGUCAUCGAUCAGAAUGUUGAAAAGGAGAUCAAGAAAAAACGGUCUUUUCGAGAGACAAAGAAAGCGGUUAUAUCAACUUAUCAAAAGAGAAUCGACGACCUGAAAAAAGAACAACAAACAAUAGCCCAUAUUAAUGUUCGGUUUGCACAAUUCCUAAGACAAAGCGCAAUAGCUCCUUUUAAUGACGCAUAUGCUGACUACUUGGAUCAUUUCAUAACUGAAGAAAAUAUGAAGAAGAACGCUGACCCCAACAAUUAUGACAAUAGAAUUCUCGAAGGACUCAAAAGCACAAAAAAAGAAUAUAUGGAAAAAAUAAUGGUUAUAAAAAAAGCCAUCGAGAACGACGAUCCUUCUCUACAACCAAUCUCGCCAGAUGACAUAGCCAAUUUUGAGCAACAAUUGUACAAACUAUCAUUAAACGGCCAAACUCUGAAAAAAAUAAAAGAACAAGCGGAGUUCGGUCAAAAUAACAAAUUCGUAUAUGAAGAAAAACAUGUUAAACCGUCGCAACGAACGCAUGGAAGUCUUUUAUCGAGAAUAGUUUCACUUGCUUUCAAUUGA